GAGGAAAAUGUCUGACUUACCCGCCGAGCCGCCGGCCGUGAUCUGAUGAGACGCCUCCUGCAGCAAGCCGCCCGGCUUCCUGGACAUCUUCACCUGCGUUGGGGAAGCAGCAGAGCGCAGGAUUUUGGAAGACAUGGCUAAGGAAUUAUACACAAGACAAGAUUUAGGGAAAACUAGAUUAUUUUAAAGAGAAAACGUUCACAUCUAAGGACUAAGGCACCAAAACUUCAUUGAGUGCUGUACAAACACUUAAGAAGAUAUAUGACCACAUACACUGAAUACCAAAGUACAGACUUUUCAUACCAGCUGUUUCAUAGAUUGAUCUGAACUUCCUUUGGCUAAUCCAAAAGUAAAUGAGGAACUUAGAAAAAGGUUGCCAACUCCAAAUCAACAGUUAUACAGAAUCAAAAAAGAAGAAGCUUACGGCUUCAUUUGAGGACUUUUGUAAAGCACUCACUGUUCUAGCUCUGCAAUCUGGAGCAAAAACCAGAGUGAGUGCCAGAUCAACAAGUUCAGAAGUACAAAUGGAGGACUGGUCAAAAGAAAUUUGUAAUCUGGAACAGCAAAGAGAAGACUUUUGUCUGAAAUUUCAGCUUUGUCCAAAUUCUUCAAGAAGCCUACGACCACAACAUGAAUUGGUCAUCCAAGGCAAUGUUGAAGCAAUGAAGCGGUCAGAUUUGCCAACAGCCACCUCACUCAGUAUGCAGAGUGCUAGCACCCAGAAUGUGUGUCUAGAUCAUGUUAUUGCCCCUUGUAAUGCUGAAGAAUCAAGUAUUACAGAAAAACAAGGUAGAAUGCUCUCUGACCUUAUGACUUCUUGGAAGGAGACUGGAGACCUAGAUAAAGAGAUGAAUAUUGCAUUCCUUUUAAAAGAAUUGGAUGUUGUAAGGGCAAAGAAUAAAAAGCUUCAGGAUAAGCUGUCUGAAAAAGACAAGGAGCUGAAGACAAUAAAGCUGGACUUAGAACUGCAAGAGAGAGCUACAGAAGCUAAGAUUGCGGAAAAGACUGCAGCACUCGUGGAAGAAGUUUAUACAGCUCAACGAGAACGUGAUGAAGCUGUCAUGGCUAGACUUAGGUUAGCCAAUGAAGAGCGAGAUGAAGCACUUCUUCGAGCCAAGCAUUUGGAGCAAUCUCUUAAAGAGCUAGAAAAUAUUAACCCUGAAGAAAAUGACAUGACAUUACAGGAAUUACUGAACAGAAUAAACAAUGCAGACACAGGGAUAGCUAUACAGAAGAAUGGAGCUAUAAUUGUGGAUCGAAUACACAGGACCAAGGAGCGUAGAAAAAAAAUAACAGCUGAGGAAAUGAAUGCGGUGAUAGAAGAACGGGAUGCAGCUUUGUCUCAAUGCAAACGGCUGGAGCAGGAGCUUCAUCAUCUGAAAGAGCAGAACCAGACUUCAGCAAACAACACGAGACAUCUGACUGCUGAAAACAAUCAAGAACGUGCUCUGAAGGCAAAGUUGCUAGCUAUGCAACAAGAGAGAGAGGCUGCUGUUCAACAGAAUAAAAAACUAGAAGAAGAAAUUCAGACGCUACGUGUUUAUUACAGUUUACACAAAUCUCUAUCCCAAGAAGUGAGUCUUAAGGAUCAGUUUAACUGUACUCUUAGUACAUAUGAAGAUGCAUUGAAAAGCAGUGAGGAUAUUGUAACCAUCACACAUCGCCAAAAUGAGCAGCUAGCUACCCAACUGCAGCAAGCCCUAACAGAGCGAACAGAUAUGGAAUUAAAGCUUCAGCAAGCUUUAGAAGCUUCACAAGAGGCCAACGAAAAAGUUCAAACGUUGGAAAGGCUGGUGGACGUCCUGAGGAAGAAGGUUGGAGCAGGGACCAUUAGGACUGUGAUCUGAUUGAAAGCUCCAGCCUAGGGAAGUAUUCACAUCUGGUGACCAGGCUGCUUCAUUCAGCACUAUGUAAACACUAAAGCCUUAACUUAGCAAACAGUUGUUAGAAGUGGGACACUCCAAUGACAUUCCAGCCUGAGAUAAAAUCAAAUCAUAAAUGUUUAACCACUUCGCUGCUGAGUUGUGUUAUUUGUCAAACUGUAUCUCUGCAAACAUGUAUUUGCUUUAAGCAGCUGUAUUCUGGUAUCGUCAGUGAGUAUUGUGGAAAUCAUUUGUGUGCUGUUUUAACAAUAGUCUCUUCUCUCAGUUAACAUUGUCGGACUGUAGUGUGCUGAAAGACAUAGUCUGGUCAUGUUGUUACAUACAGCCUGCUUCAGGGGCCAGUCCUACAAAGCACAGUCUCAAACUAUAAAUCUACUGUGCUAUUUAUCAGUCCCCAAACAAUUGAAUAUUUUAAUGUUGAAUGUAUUUCUUAAUUGAUAAUAAAAGUUCAGAUUCAAUGUUCUAUGUAUAUUAAUAUCAUGGAGAUGUUUCCCUCCUGAUCCACACUCAUAAUCCCUCCAUAUUGUAGUUGUUAAUCAGAAUUAUUUACAUGCAUCAUGGGGAAGGUAUACACGUGGCUUUAAAAAGAAUUUCUAUAGCUAGCACAGAAUCCUAUUAUAGAUCAAUUUCAGCUCCUUAUAAACAUGUAUGUACAGUUAGAUUUCACUAAAAGAGUAGAUUCAUUAAUUUGUAAAAAUGUAGUUACAUUGAUUAGUGUUGAAGCUCUUCUUCCCUCUCCUAGGAAGAAAAUCUCUGAGGGGUUAAUACUCCACCUUGCUGGGGCAAAGGAACUGCCAUUCACCUCCACUGUGUAAGGCACAGCCUCAUCUCUUCUAUAUCAAUCUUCUUGCCUCCUCCUUUGAAAUGGAAGCACUGAACAUUCUGCUCAGCCCCCCUCCUCUGGCUUUUGUGGGUUUAUGCUGUCUUCUCCCUUUAGUGAUUGUUUUUAUAGAUACAAUGAAAGAAGAGAAUAGAAGAAUGAUGGAAAGAAAUCUGCAAUAUGCCAUUUAAUGUGGAGAGUCAGACUCAGGGUUCGUAUUUCUGGUCAGACACUGCAACGUGCAGAAUGCAGAAUACUCUGCAUUCUUUGUCUGCAGACCUAGGCUCCUUUUGGUUUCAGUAUGCCAACUAGGCCACUUGCAGGGGAAGGUACAUUUACCUACAGUGCAUAGUACUUGUUAUGCCCCAGGAGACUCUAUGAGUGAUUCCAAACCCCCCACUCUGCCCCAAGACAGACUGUGAUUAUUGCUUCUGAACCUCCAUAGUCAUUAAACCACCGAUGACCCUUUAAUGCUUCCAGACCUGGGAACUGGUAAAACCCAAGAGGAACCAAUGACUGCUGCACGAGGCCCUAGUUCCUCUUGUGCGCAAAGUGAGCCUGUAAUUACUGUCUUGAGGAUGCUGCUCUCACUAGAUUGGAAGCAACUACUGACCUAUUCUAAUAUCCUUACUGUACCCGCAGUGUUGUAUUGAGUGGCAUGCCACAUGCUGUGGACACCUUUGUGCCAAUUCUGCUUGAGGGAAAUGGCAAACAAGGAAGGAAGAAGUUUUUGUCCAUGCUUGAGUGACCUAGGUGUCACUUUCACAUUUAUCUAGGUAUAUCUAGAAUUUUCACCUUGAUUCUCUCUUAAGGGUAGGGCUUCUGAUUUUCAGUUUUAACUGAUACAGCGCUCUUAGUACAAAAAAUGAAACUCGUGUUUAUCCAAUGAACAGCAGAAAUGGUUACUUGUAUCAAAGAACUUGCCUACAUGGAGCAAUAAUGUGGACUGUGGGAUGUGAUUUCUAAAGCGCACUAAUGUAUUACACAUUAAUUGGUCCAUGUAGACGCGGCUGGCAUGCACAAAAGGUUCCCUAGUGCGCUAUGACAUAGUGCUGUUUGAAACAGUACUGUGUUAAAGUUCACUAGGGAACAUUAUAAAGAGAUUAAUCAUUACAGUGUAUGCUACUGUAAUGAGUAAUAUAUGUAAUAUACAUCACUCAUUGCAGUGUAUAUAAAGAGACAGCCCACAAAAAAUCUACCCUGAUUUUUGGACAGCUACAUAAAACUAAAAAAAAAAAAAUUGCUAAAAAUAACUGCCCCCCCUCCCGCCCCGAAAUGAAAAACAGACUCCCUAAUGAAAGAGCUCCUCAUCCUUUACAUGCACACUUUACAUAAUCAUGCUUCCAUCCUCCCUUUUUAUCCAGGAAAGUAGGAUUGACCAUACAAGAUCAGAUCAAUAGUCAUUAAGUCAAAUAUACUCUUUCUGGUUGUGGCCAAUGGCUGAUUCUUCAGAGCAAGAUGAUGACCGUCCAUAAUACAGUUGUGCCAUGUUGUAUAUGAGGGAAAAUUCCUUCCUGACUCUGUGUUACCACUUACACCAUGAAGCAUGAGAUCAGAUUACCUUUUAGCAUGGAUUUUUAGCACCCUUGUAGUGCAACUACAAAUUACUUUUAUUCAUUGUUAAAUUAUCCAUCACCUUUUAAAAAUUCAGCUACAAAUAUUUGUCAUCUUUGGGAAAAUGCUUGGGAAGGCUCAUCUAAACGUGAAGGACCUCUUGAGUUCUAAUCCUGUCCUGCUACUGGCUUGAUGUGUGGCCUUGGGCAAGUCACUUAGGGCCAGAUUUUUAAAGGUAUUUAGGCACCUAAAGAUGCAGAUAGGCACCUAGUGGGAUUUUUCAAAAGCGCCAAGGUAAACUCCCAUUGAAAUAAAUUGAUUUAUUCUCCUGCUCCCAUUGAAAUGAACGGUUAAUCCCCCAGUGACUUCAGUGGUGUGGGAUCAGGCCUUUAAUCUCUGUAGUGUAGGUGAAUUCCUGGACCCAUUAAAAUCAAGGUGAGUUUUGCCAUUACCUUUAAUGGGGGGCAGGAUUUCACCCUCUUAAGUUUCCCCAUCUGUAAAAUGGAGAUAAUAGUAUUUUGUUUUUGCUUUUCCUCACAGAAUUGUUGUGAGGAUUGAUUAGUUAAUGUCUGUACAGGUGUAAAAUACUGUAUAACCACAAAAUAGACAUUAUUUAUUAGUCUCCUAAUUUAUGGGGAAGGAUGAGACUGUGUCAGAUUACAUCCCGGUAGUGGUAGUGCCUUAGCCACCAGUUCAGAGUAAGGGCUUGUCUUCCAUAGGCAAAGACUAUGACAAUGGUAAUUACUGGUGUAGCAGUGUCACCAUUACUUUGAUGUAGCAUUUCAUAUCCCUCCUGAAAUUUUGUGCAUUUCUCUGUGUGAUCAUGCAGCGAAUGACAGCACUGGGAGCCAUUCAUGAUGCAUGCCAUGAUGAAAUAUGUAAAUAGUGUCACGUUUUCUCUGGAUAAGAAUGUUAUUAAUGCUUUUCAGCACUGUAAUUAUAUUCAUAGUAAGCCUUCCCUAAGCCCUCACUAAUUAACAAUAUUGUGACAAGUCAACUUUAACAGAACAGAACUGUGGCCCUUUAGUUAUUUAGUACUGUUUUUCAUUCAAUCCACAGCCAAAAUCUCAUAGUGUAGUUUUGUACAUUGGUGUCAGGAAAGCUGCUGAUAGUUGAAAAGUUCAUAGCCCACUCAGUCUUGUAGUGGAACCCUAUAGAUGAAAUCAGUUGUAACCCUCUUUAAAUAUAUUCAGCUGAUAGGAAGACUCAUUAGUUAAUUAUUAAUGUAUGAGAAUUUGAAGACUGCUUUCACAAAUAAGCUAUCAUAUUGAAAUAAUUUAAUAAUGUCAAUGUGUUGUCACAGAGACAUUCCAUUUUUUUCAAAUUAUAGGAUAUUUUAUAAGAUUUUCAUUCACUUUAGUUUCCAAAUUAAAAUGGUUUUAUAAAAAAAUCUUAUUAGGUGACCUUGAAUUGUAAUUGCUUUAAUACACACACAAAAAUGAAGUUGCUAUCUAAAUGUCAGUUUCUACAUGCCUUUGUUUAAAAUAAUGCCAUAUGAAAGCUGCUUUUUGAGGGUGCUGUACCCCAUGUACAAACAAAUUACUGUGAGGCAGAGAAAACUCUUGCAAGAAAUGAAUGGCAGUUUCUCUGCUACUAUACUUGACAGCAUUGCAGCAUUACGUGAAAUACAUCUGGCUUUUAUCAUUACACCAAUUAGCAUAAGGUCUGUGCAAAAUAUUCCUUUUUCUUCCACUGCACUGGUAAAUAAAAAAUGUAUUC
Molecule: messenger RNA, 5976 nt
Organism: Dermochelys coriacea (leatherback sea turtle)
Lineage: Eukaryota; Metazoa; Chordata; Testudines; Dermochelyidae
Gene: MIPOL1
Product: mirror-image polydactyly 1
Exons: 16
Coding region: 354-1847 (497 amino acids)
Source: RefSeq, a predicted model, not a curated record